AGCACACUAAGCCAUGCACCAAAAGAAAAAAAAAAAAAACAAACGAACAAAUCCAAUAUGAGUGAGCUCUUCCAUGAAUGUUCCUUAGGUUGGGAUUAUCAAAAUCUUGGAGUUCUCAACACUGAAAUGCCUUUAGUCAUGGCUGAGAACAAUGUUGCGCCAUGUUUCUCACCUCUAGAGUCUGAUUUCUCAUCGGGGUAUUUGGAAGACGCUUUGAUUGAAUUUACUUCCAAACGUCGACGGUUGCUGCCUCAUACGGAUGAACAAAGCGUGAAUGUCGACAUUGAUCUUCAAAAGAACUUUUGGAACUUCGAGCCCAUAUGGCACCAACCAGCAGAGAAGUUCUAUUGUAUUACCAUGAACCAGAUAGAAAGCAACGUCAGGGAAUUUUCAGAUGAGCCCAUAAGCACGUCCAUGAGCAGAAUCACAGAGGAAUCGAACAUUCAGGCAAUGUCAAAAGGACAAGAAAAGACAGCAUUAUCAGCCAAUGAAUCUCCUGAUUCAUCCUCAUCUUCCUACAAAAUCCCAGUUACAUCCACAACCACAGAGGAGGAGAACUUAUUCUGCACAGACCCCACAACAACCUCAGCAGGAAGUAGCAGUGAGAAGAGGAGGAAGAGGGUGAUAACAAGAGUAGUGUAUCCAUUUGCAAUGGUGAAACCAGGAGGGAUCAGAGAAGGAGAAGUGACAUUGAAUGACAUAAAUGAGAGGAUCCUGAUGCCUCCGACUAGGCCAGUGAGGCACCCUGUCGGCGACUUUGCGAGCCGGCCAUGCUUAUCAGCCACCGGUGCAGGCCUCUCAGGCAAAGCAGUGGUGGCCCUUACUAGGAUUCACACUCAAGGAAGAAGAGGCACCAUCACUAUUAUCAGAACCAAGGGUUGAUCACAACAAUUCCUUGCGCUGGAAAUGAAGCAGCUUUUUGGCUCUUACACACACACAACGACGCAUGAGUUUUUAUUUUUUUUUAGAUCUUCCAAUUGUAUAGAUAUAUAGUAAGCCAUAUAUAAUGAUAUGUGUGCCUUGAGUAAGUUUUGAAGGCGUUUCUGUGAGAUUGAAUUGAGGUCCAACAGGAAAAGUUAUCGGAGUUGAAUUGAUGAUGAGAAGAAAGAAAAAGAUAAAAGGAGCAUGAAGGAAAAGAAGAAGGAGGAGGAAAUAGCUCAAAAGACGGGUCUCUAGAGGAUUGAGGUUGUCUUUAAUUUGUUUAGACUUUGGGUCUUUAUGGCAAAGACAAAUUAGAAGAGAUGGCACUCUUUAUUCUGCAAAAAUGACUCUCUUUUUUGGUCCUUCGUUGAGAACUUAGAUGAGGGAUCUAGAGAUAUGUUGGUCGGUUGAGGAAAAACCUUAUGUCAUGUUUGAAUUUGCAACGAAGUGCUUGCAUUCUAUUCAGAUACA
Molecule: messenger RNA, 1392 nt
Organism: Prosopis cineraria
Lineage: Eukaryota; Viridiplantae; Streptophyta; Magnoliopsida; Fabales; Fabaceae
Exons: 5
Coding region: 58-882 (274 amino acids)
Biological process (GO): female meiotic nuclear division; male meiotic nuclear division
Source: RefSeq, a predicted model, not a curated record